This is a messenger RNA of Ochlerotatus camptorhynchus, 844 nucleotides long. RefSeq names its product cuticle protein 8-like. Gene Ontology annotation, cellular component: extracellular matrix. The coding region runs from base 49 to 837 and encodes 262 amino acids. The transcript is spliced from 2 exons. The record is from RefSeq and is a predicted model, not a curated record. NCBI's taxonomy places the organism in Eukaryota, Metazoa, Arthropoda, Insecta, Diptera, Culicidae.
AUCAUUCUCAGUUUACGAGAGCAUCGUUUUACAUUACAGCAACACAAAAUGGCAUUCAAAUUUGUCCUUUUGGCGACACUGCUCGCUGCCGCUAACGCUGGAGUCAUUGCUCCACACGGUUAUGCCUCUUCUCACCAAUCGAUUGAACAUCACCAUGCUGCUCCAGUCCAUCAUGUUGCUUCUGUUCAUGCAGCUCCCGUCCAUCACGUGGCCGCCAUUCACGCUGCCCCAGUUCAUCACACCAUCGUGAAGGAAGUCGAGCACCACGCUCCAGCCAACUACGAGUUCUCCUACUCUGUCCAUGAUGAACACACCGGAGACAUCAAGAGCCAGCACGAGACCCGUCACGGAGACGAAGUCCAUGGACAGUACAGUCUGAUCGAUUCCGAUGGCCACCACCGCAUUGUUGACUACCACGCUGAUCAUCAUUCUGGAUUCAACGCCGUUGUCCGUCGUGAACCAACCCACGUGAAGGUGGCUCAACCUGUGCACAAGGUCAUCGCCCAGCCAGUGCAUGUUGCAAGCCACGCAGCUCCAGUUCAUCAUGCUAUCAUCUCGCACCACCAUGCUGCUCCAGCUGCCUACGUUUCCCACCAACAGUCUGCUCCAAUUGUGCACUCUCACAGCACCCAUCAUGUUGCUCCAGUUGCCCACGUUUCGCACCACCAUGCUGCUCCAGUUGUACAUACCCAAACCACUCACCAUGUUGCUCCAGUUGUCCAUGGCAACCACCAUGUUGCUCCAUUCGCGCAUGCUACCAUCUCGCACGUUGCUCCGGUUACCCACUUCAGCCAUCAUGAUGGACAUCAUGCUACCAACCACUAUAGCCAUUACUAGACAAAUA